Molecule: messenger RNA, 702 nt
Organism: Triticum turgidum subsp. durum (durum wheat)
Lineage: Eukaryota; Viridiplantae; Streptophyta; Magnoliopsida; Poales; Poaceae
Source: the annotation of a GenBank genome assembly
AUGGCUGACCUGGCCGGCUGGCUGUCGCGCGUAUUAGCUUCUGCGGGUGCACUGACCGCCGUGUGGGUGCUAGCCUGCGAGGCUGUCACGUGUGCUGGCGUUCGCGGGCGCACUGAACGUGUGCGCGCGUGUGCGAUGGCGGUAGGAGGAGUGCGGACACGUCAUGCCAUGGUCAUGUGGGAACACAAGGCAGAGAAGGCAGCACCCGAGAAACGGAAAAAAGAGCGAGGCCACAAAUCUGCGAGCCGGUUGCCACUUCCACCACGCCAUAUCCAAAGCUUCCUCCAUGUUCAUGCCCCACAGUAUAUAAGUUGGAUCGCGUGGCCUCUAUAUCGUUACCAAGCCGAGCAAGACGGAACCAAGCAGAGCCAUCGAUCGAUUGAAGAAAAGUCGGAGAGCGUGCGUGCAAGAAAGCGUGGGCCGCCGGAGCUGCUAGAGGUAUUAUCCCCAUCUCUGAUCGAUUAUGGACAAGGUGCUGGCCAUCUCCAUGCCGAGCAUGUCGUCGGUAGACAUCGCCCCCGGCGCGGGCAGCAGCGGCAGCAGGGCUCGGCUCUGCUGGCGGGGGUCGAAGCUACAGGAGGACGAGCAGACUGGAUCAGCUGGGAAACAGGGAAAGCGGGGCGGUCUGCUGGUGGAGGAAGAGCAGCAGCCGGGCAAGGGGAAAUCGCAGUCACCGCUGCCGCGGUUCGUGCCAGAGUUUGA